Molecule: messenger RNA, 2019 nt
Organism: Cydia strobilella
Lineage: Eukaryota; Metazoa; Arthropoda; Insecta; Lepidoptera; Tortricidae
Product: trypsin alpha-3-like
Exons: 6
Biological process (GO): proteolysis
Molecular function (GO): serine-type endopeptidase activity
Source: RefSeq, a predicted model, not a curated record
GCUCUCUGCGGAGCACUGCCGGCGGGCGGUCCGCUGCCGCUGCCGCGCGGCGUCCGCCCGCCUAGGGCUGCCACCGAUGCCAGCUACGCACCACCCGCGCCGAUACAGGCGGCGAGGUUCGAGUCACGAGCUGUCAGCGAGUUGUCUGGUGAUCAACUGCGUGUAGCAUCUCUCCGUAAUGCAACCAACGGGCAGCAUCUAUGUGGAGCAACGCUGCUUACUCAGGAGGUUGCCAGCACUGCCGCGCACUGCGUCCAUGGUACGGGCUACGUGCUUCAGCUGAACAAUUUCUGCGGGAACUCGCCGCGUGCGACAGUCUUGGAAAUAUUUACGCAUGAGCUUUAUGAUAAGUAUUCACGUGCUCACGAUAUUGCUUUGCUUCGAGUAGAACGACUAGAUUUUCCAGGACUUAAUGAAAGCGUGCUACCUGAACAUUCGUUUGGCGCUGGAGGCGAAUGUACAGUUUACGGCUACGGUGUUAAAGACGUGUCCACAUACGAACUGUCCGAGGCUCUAUUGGCAGUCAACGUGAGGAUAGUUCCCCUGGACGAAUGCACGCAAUCCCUGGGGACCUACAUGGCUCCUGAUUUCGACAGCGGAAUGGUAUGCGCUGUCGGGAAUGGCGUCGAUACUUGUGAUGGUGACUCAGGCGGUCCCCUGAUGUGCCAAGGCCAAGUGGAGGGCGUCAGCAGCCACGGACUCGGCUGCGCCGCCCCGGGGGUGCCAGCGGUCUACACCAGUAUUAGGGCGCACUUGGCUUGGAUACAGCGAGUCAUACACAACUGGGACACAUAUACAGGAAGCGGACACAUUUAAUACAGCAGGCUAGGAUACGACACCUAUAUCUGUAAACUCUGCCAUUUCUAUUAAAAAUGUUCUGUCUAUAUUAAGCACUUCACUAUGUACUCAAAAGAGGUAUGAAGUGUUGUGUGUUUAAAAGAAAAGUAAGUAGUAUUUUUACUGGUACAUUAUAGGAAUGGUACCUUGUGGUGGUGGCUACCUUAAAACCCAUACAUAGGAACUUCCAAAUUUAGAUAUUGACCACAUAAAAAUGUGUAGGUAAUGUAGGUAAUAAUAUUUAAAAAAAACGGGAGCUUGCAUACAGAAUCGUACAUUUAUUCGAAUUUUAUACCAUCUGAUAACAUUAAGCCAAAAUACAUACAAUACAAUACCUACAGUAAAGCCAGUAAAGGUAGAAUAAAUUUCGGAGGCAAAUGCCAGAUGCUCAUUUGAUUUUUUAACCUUAACAUAAUUAGUCGUCAUAAAGUUUUUAUUACAAAUAUAUGUAUAUCUAGACAGCUUUUUUUUCUAGUUUAUUUUAUUUGUGUAAAGAUAGAGAAUCGUGUAAACUAAUGUACAUCAGUCAUCACUCAUCUCUUCAGCCUGUUUUAGAUAACAUUUAGCUUUUACCAUGUUUUUACUUAUGUUCUGUACGCCGGCGUUAAAGAGUAAAGACCAAUAUUGCGAUCCUAUUUGUAAGCAAUAACUAUUUUUCGUAUUAAGUAUUCUCUGCGAAAAAAAGAGUAUCUAAUGAAACUACAGUGAUAAACUCAAGAAACUUCGAAAAAGCGCCAGGUUGAUAAUUACCCUAAGAAGGCCUAGCUUUAGAAUAAAUCAGACCAUUAGUAGCACGACACAACACUUAUAUUACUUAUACUUUAAAAACCCGUAUCUAUUCUACAUCUACGCGGUGCAAACAUAACUAUUUACUAUUGAACCAAUUGUCCCUGUAACAUUUUUAUAUAGGUAUUAUAACUUUGAUAUUAUAACUCAUCGAGUUUUCCAAAGCGGAUGUACACUCAUAUCAUGAAUUUUGGUUAUUUAAGUGGUUCAUAGUUAUUAUGACGCAAAUUUUGCAUUGUUUGUAUUUACUGGUAUAUAUCGCUGUCAACUGACGUUACUCAGUUGAAAGUAGUUGUUAUAAAUACAUAUAAUUUGUGUAUAGGUGUGUUCCGAUAACAAUACAUGUUAUUAUAAAAUUAUUAUACUAGUAAUAUAGUACCGAAUAUAAUUUAUCUA